Molecule: messenger RNA, 2124 nt
Organism: Aureobasidium namibiae CBS 147.97
Lineage: Eukaryota; Fungi; Ascomycota; Dothideomycetes; Dothideales; Saccotheciaceae
Exons: 9
Coding region: 1-2124 (707 amino acids)
Source: RefSeq, a predicted model, not a curated record
AUGGCGCAGGCCAUGACUCAACGCCAGGCAGUGGUUACCAAGACCAGGUUGACUCAGAAGCAGAGCACCGAGACAGUUCAAGUCAUGCUCUAUACCUCGGUCAGUACAGCUGCCAAUUCAUUAGGAAUAUUCCCUCCUCUGGCUUUCGAUACGGUUGAAUUUGCAGAAGACGACGAGCUCUACGACUUCAAAGGUCUCAUGAACAACGAACACCCUCGCCGAGCACAGCCAUCCUCACCAUCCAGCACUUCGACGAGAUCGUCCGAUACCACGAGCUUGAAUGUUCCGCUGCUUAAAAGAGGUCGAAGCGUCCGUGUUGACCAGUUCCUCGAUUCUCUCAACACAGCAUUUGAAGCAUUGCAUCGAGGAACGCUACAUGCACUACGAAUCCCUUUCAUGGGCGAUCCUGAUGUUGAGUCAAACUCUCUCGAACUUUGGUCUUUUCGCAUCAUGUACCAUAAGUCCGCUGGAGGCGAACGUGAGGUGCAAAGUCUUGAGGCUAGUCUGGGGAACGAGGAAGUGUAUGAUCCGAGCCUUGACAUUCAUGGCUCCGUCAUCAGCCUGCUCCGUAGGGUGUAUGAUCAAUGUGGAGAACUACCACAGUUGCCGGAUGACUGCUAUAUUCAGCCCAGUAUAUUGUACACGCAGGACGGAUGGGAGCCAAAGGGCUAUGUGGAAACACAAUCUAAGCCAUCUGUACAAGGAUUUGCUGGUUGGCAACCCUACGCAGCUGAUUUGGGCCUCAUCGGCGGACAUCAUCACGACACUCGACGCAUCUCUCAAGAUCUUCGAUCUCGCAAAUCAGCGAAUGAUCAAGCAGGCCAGUCUUCCACCGGGAAGCCGUCACUCUCCGACGAACCUCACCACCUGCAAUUUAGAGCAUCCUCGCCUGUUCAGCGUAGAGCAACCUCUGCCGCCUCGGACAUACCAGAGACACCCCAGCGUGAGACUCCGUAUGACAAAGACAGAAUCUCGCGUUCAGAUCCUACGGCUACAGCUCCUGUCUUUCCGGAGCAACCAACACGGUCGAACGUCUCGAGUGCAUCGCAGCUUGAAGAAGACAUGCGGCGCAGGAGCUCGCUGGAUAACAUGCUCAUGCCUAGCUCACAGCGCGAAGACAACAUUGAGACCCAAGUCAGAUUGAACCCCAGCCAGAUACAGAACGAGAACGGUGCUGAUGACGAGUUGGCUGAUCAUCUGAACGCCUACAAUUUUCUUACUAGCGAAACAGCAUAUCGUCUGUGGGGUGUGGCCUGCGAGCUUCAGAAACAGCCUAACAUUACAUUUGUGAACGCGUCCAUCACGAGUUGCUGCUGCCAGCUUCACGACGUGACGGAAGAGAUGAUUCAGUGCAGUAUUUGCAGUGUGCAACAACACUCUAUCUGUCAAGGCUAUCUAGAGGGUGACAAUCGACAACCUCCGCAACACGUUUGUCACCUCUGUUUGUUUGGCCGCAUGGUGGAUAGAGCUACUCUUGCAAGACUUCGCGAGGUGGCCUUGGAGCGGAGAGCAAUGGACCUGCUUCUCUUGAAAGACGUCGACAGCGCAGUGGACUUGAGUAGAAAGCUGGACAUGCAGUUUGACAAGGUCGCAAGCCUGGUCACGUCUUUGGUUUCACGAGGUCUUGUUGUGGAACAGGGCGGGCGACGUUCCACACGAAACUCGCCAGGCACGAUAACCUUCCCGAAGGUGGUCAGCACACCGGAGUACAUCAGUUCUCUUGCAAGGCUCUUUGAUCCAUACCAAGUUGUGGGACAUCAUUUUUCCGAUGUUGCAGUGUCGGACGACUCGGCUACAGAUGUAAGGAAGGCUUUGAGGGCAAGAUAUCCGAUGCUUGCACCUCCCAGAAGAGAGACUCUUAGUGUCUCGCCAGAGCGAAAGAGAGCCAUGACCGUGAAUGCGAGCAAGAAGAUGACUCCGGCAACGAAGAAAAGAGCAAUGACCAGCCAGCCAGAAGAACUUGGUAUGAACGAGCAAGCAACACCAAUCCGUCGGUCAUUGAGAAUCAGGACGCCCACGCCUAAGAUGGCUGAGGCCAAAUUCGGGUUCUUCAUCAACACCAAGGCUCUUCCUUCUAGGGAAAAAUCAGGCAUAAAGUCGAAGCGAUUCAAGGGCGACUUAUAA